ACGUUGUCUCAUAGCUUAACGUCACUCUCAACGACUUUUCCCGGUACCUUGACUACCGUAAUGAGGUAUGCUCAAUGUGGCGGAGGGCCGGAGUAAGUUGCCUUGAUACCAUCGCACUUGGCUACGGUAGCUAUUGGGCUUGCUUUGCCUUAAUCCUCUAUACUUCGGCCAAUUUGGGCCGAAGACCGGGGGGCCGUUAUGUAACUAGGGUAGCCAUGUACAGCAGACAGGCUCGUUUGCGCAACCCUUUUUUUAUCGAACCAGUGAGAAUUAUCCCAAUUUCCCAAGGACGCGGUUCAUGGCGCGCUUCGUCGAACGCCAUCACACCUCGGCCAUGGGGGCAACCCGGUUGUGGUUGGGUACUUGUUAUUGCGGUGGGUGGACAAUGUUUCCCAUUUGUCGGCCCGCCCUUCUCUGAUUUCUACGUGAAUAAAGGGGCGGUGUCGCUAACAGAUACCUGCGCCUACACACACUCCCACUCUUUGCCUCCUAGUGUUGAUAUGCGCACAUCUCCAUCUUCGCCUUUUAUUCCUAGCAUCUACAGAAGAUCAUGGGAACAUCAGAUAUUCUAGCAAUAGCAUCAUGUCCAUCUGACUUAGUCUUUGUCAGCAUAAACCUGGAAUCUCGCGUCUUCACACUGCUAUCUUGAUUCAUCGGCGUUAACUAUUUCCUCUAUCUCCGUGGGGGCCAAGACCGGACCAGAUACAGAUACGUACGAGCCGGCAUCCAUGAUCAUGCCAUUGUAGAUGGCCCUAGACACGUAAUGCGGUGCUAGCACUAGCUAUGUACCUAGUAAAGGCGGGAAGGGUAUGUGCACACAAUUAAGGUAACCGG
Messenger RNA from Annulohypoxylon truncatum, 834 nucleotides. RefSeq lists its product as uncharacterized. Lineage: Eukaryota; Fungi; Ascomycota; Sordariomycetes; Xylariales; Hypoxylaceae. The record is from RefSeq and is a predicted model, not a curated record. The coding region runs from base 75 to 572 and encodes 165 amino acids. The transcript has 2 exons.